Molecule: messenger RNA, 828 nt
Organism: Aspergillus melleus
Lineage: Eukaryota; Fungi; Ascomycota; Eurotiomycetes; Eurotiales; Aspergillaceae
Exons: 4
Coding region: 1-828 (275 amino acids)
Source: RefSeq, a predicted model, not a curated record
AUGAGUAGUGAGCCAGAAGUUGGUGGUAGUUACGGCCGAGACUUCCCUCGUGGAAGCCUCCUGCAUCAAAAAGUUGGCCAGGAGCUUGAAUGGGGCUUCUUCAAGUAUCUUUUUACUGGGAUCCUUUGGGAGAAACCGGACAACGGCUACGGAGAACGCCAGGGACUUAUGAAAGCGCGGGAUAUUCUUCUCGGAAAGAAUGUCUUCGUCAAUGUGAGAAUCCUCAAGGACUGUGACCUCGAAGAUGAGAAGGUAGUCGCCUUGAUAGACCGUGCCAACGAGGCUUUUGAUUAUGAAGUCGAUACUUUCCAGCAGCUUUAUGAUACUGGUCACACGCCUGUUGUCAUCACCUCUACUAGGAUGCUCCAGGACCAAGGUUGGGAGAAUCCAGGCGGCUACCUGCAUCUGUACGUGAUGGAGGAGUACCCCCUACUGGGCCUGGACGAUGCGUUCGACUACAUGUCUGAGGCCGACAUCCCCAAGCUUGAGAACGAUCUUUACUCAUUGAUCGGCAUCUUUUUCCGCCACAAACUCGCCUACUACGCGGUUGACUUUGAAUACAAGUAUGAUCCAGUGCGGAAGACCUUGUUUGCGGUCAGCAUCGAGAACUUUCACUCAGUCCGGGAUCUCGACGACCUUGAAGCCGCGGAAAGUUAUUUCGCAGGAGUUCUUCGCAAUCUUCGCCGUGCGCUAGAAGCCAGAGCAGCCCGCGCCCUGGAGGCUCGCACUCGCGCACUCGCGUCUCACAGCAUGUUCGAAGGUACCGUGGAGCACUGGGAAGAUAUCAACGAUGCAUAUCCUAUGAAUGUAUUUGACACUGGUUCCUAG